UAUAACUGGUUAUAAAAAUGUAAGUUGUAAGCCCUGAUUAUAUAUAUACAGAAGCAUCGCAGUUAGUGUAUCAGUCCCAAGAACUAGGCUGACGAGUCGUACUCAAACUCUGAGAGCCAUGAUUAUACGAGGUGUGUUAGUAUUGUGUUGUGUGGUGGCAAGCCUGGCAGAUACUCCUGCCAACUGCCUCUUCGAAGACAUUCGUGGUUCGUGGACCUUCAGUGAGACGGAACGAAAUGGCGACCACACCAUCAACUGUGACACACUGGGUUCCAUCGUGUACACCAAGACCUUCACCCUCAACUUCCCCAACACUGUUACUGAUGAGCUGGGUAACCAGGGAACCUGGAACAUAAUCUACAAUCAAGGCUUCGAGGUGAGUACUGCAAAAGUGAGUUCGAAAACUAGACUCUCGAGUCCCACGGGUCCCCAAACUCUUCAUCUCACUGACCCCCAAACAUUUAUUAUAUGUAAAUAAUUUAACAAAUAGUGC
Molecule: messenger RNA, 493 nt
Organism: Cherax quadricarinatus
Lineage: Eukaryota; Metazoa; Arthropoda; Malacostraca; Decapoda; Parastacidae
Source: RefSeq, a predicted model, not a curated record